GCUCUUCUCCUCCAUCUCAAAGAUCCAGCAGACGAAAACAGAUUCUCCUACUUCCCAAUCCUUCCACCCAAGAUGGAAAGAAGGGUUUCUCCAAUGUCCACUCUUCUGUUUAUUGCAGCUCUCGUUGCUUCUCUUUGCUCAUCAUCUCAAGCAGAUGAAUCGAAAGGCACAUUCGAAGACAAUUUCAAUAUAAUGUGGUCUGAAGACCAUUUUAAGACCUCCGAAGAUGGCCAAAUCUGGUAUCUCUCCUUAGACAAAGAAACAGGUUGUGGAUUUCAAACGAAGCAGAGGUACAGAUUCGGGUGGUUUAGCAUGAAGCUCAAGUUGGUGGGAGGCGACUCUGCCGGUGUUGUGACAGCUUAUUAUAUGUGCACGGAAAAUGGGGCUGGGCCGACGAGAGAUGAGCUAGAUUUUGAGUUCUUGGGGAAUAGAACAGGGCAGCCCUACCUCAUACAGACCAAUAUCUACAAAAAUGGGACUGGAGGCCGUGAGAUGAGGCACAUGCUUUGGUUUGAUCCCACUGAGGACUUCCACAGCUAUUCUGUCCUUUGGAACAACCACCAGAUUGUGUUUUUUGUGGACAAAGUUCCGGUAAGGGUAUUCAAGAACGCGGAUUAUGCAAACAAUUUCUUCCCCAAUGAGAAGCCAAUGUACCUGUUCUCGAGCAUAUGGAACGCCGACGAGUGGGCCACGAGGGGCGGGCUCGAGAAAACGGACUGGAAGAAAGCACCAUUUGUGUCAUCCUACAAGGACUUCAGUGUUGAUGGUUGCCAAUGGGAAGACCCUUACCCUGAAUGUGUAUCAACCACCACCAAAAACUGGUGGGAUCAAUAUGACGCUUGGCACCUCUCAGAUGACCAGAAAAUGGACUAUGCUUGGGUGGAGAGAAACCUUGUUAUAUAUGAUUAUUGCAAGGACAGUGAGAGAUACCCAACCUUGCCUGAGGAGUGUUCAUUGAGUCCAUGGGAUUGAUUGAUGAACAUGAGAUCAAUUAUUUUCAAUUUUCUUAGUUCAUAUUAUAUAUAUAUAUAUAUAUAUAUAUAUUUGAAUCAUAUAUUGUAUUUUUUAUAAUUUUAUAAAUCGUUAAUGAUUAGGAUUGAA
Cornus florida is the source of this 1101-nucleotide messenger RNA. Its product is annotated as probable xyloglucan endotransglucosylase/hydrolase protein 8. Gene Ontology annotation, biological process: cell wall biogenesis; xyloglucan metabolic process. The transcript is spliced from 4 exons. The record is from RefSeq and is a predicted model, not a curated record. The coding region runs from base 73 to 972 and encodes 299 amino acids. Lineage: Eukaryota; Viridiplantae; Streptophyta; Magnoliopsida; Cornales; Cornaceae. Gene Ontology annotation, molecular function: hydrolase activity, hydrolyzing O-glycosyl compounds; xyloglucan:xyloglucosyl transferase activity. Gene Ontology annotation, cellular component: cell wall; apoplast.